Molecule: messenger RNA, 2320 nt
Organism: Rana temporaria (common frog)
Lineage: Eukaryota; Metazoa; Chordata; Amphibia; Anura; Ranidae
Product: tigger transposable element-derived protein 1-like
Exons: 1
Coding region: 133-2094 (653 amino acids)
Cellular component (GO): nucleus
Molecular function (GO): DNA binding
Source: RefSeq, a predicted model, not a curated record
GGUACCCACUAGCCAGUACCAAGGCCCAGAGGUGCCUGCCAGCCAGCACCAAGACCCAGAGGUGCCAGCCCAGCAUUGCCCAGAGGUGUCCGCCAGCCAGCCCAGCAUUGCUUGCCAGGUACGCAUUGAAUAAUGGCAGAUAGUACCAAAAAAAGCCGUAAAUCAAUUACUUUGGAUAUGAAGGCUAAAAUGAUUAAGUUGUAUGAUGAAGGUGUAACUCAAGCUGAAAUAGGCCGAAGGCUAGGCUACACUCGGACUACAGUUAACACCGUCAUAAAAAACAGAGAAAAACUUCUUGCAGAAAUUAAGAGUGCUACACCUGUUAACACAACAACAAUUCGAAAAAGAGAUAGCAUUGUUGCAGACAUGGAGAGACUCUUAAUACUUUGGAUAGAAAAUCAGACUACACGUCAUGUUCCUGUCAACCAGGCAAUUAUACAAACUAAAGCCUUAAGUCUGUUCAAUGACCUGAAGGCUAAGAAAGGUGAGACAGCAAAGGAUGCAGAAUUUUCUGCAAGCCGUGGAUGGUUUGAUAGGUUCAAGAAAAGGUCUAACCUACAUAACAUUAAAAUACAAGGAGAGGCAGCUGCUGCAGAUCAUAAGGCUGCAGAAUGCUAUCCAAGAGAGCUUGCCAAAAUUAUUCAAGAUGGAGGCUACUCCAUGGAUCAGAUUUUUAAUGUGGAUGAGACUGGUCUAUUCUGGAAGAAGAUGCCUGCAAGAACCUUUAUCGCAAUACAGGAAAGAUCAAUGCCAGGCUACAAGCCAGCUAAAGAUAGAAUAACCCUUCUGUUAGGUGGCAAUGCUUCUGGUACCUUAAAGCUAAAGCCUUUGCUAAUUUACAGAUGGGAAAAUCCAAGAGCUUUGAAGAACUACGUUAAAACUAGGCUUCCAGUGCAUUGGAGAGCUAACAAAAAAGCAUGGGUUACUGCAGCCCUUUUUGAAGAUUGGUUUGACACCUGCUUUGUUCCAGAGGUGAAAGCCUAUUGCAAGGACAACAAUAUCCCUUUCCACAUUUUGCUGCUUGUUGAUAAUGCCCCUGGACACCCUCGAACACUAGAUGAGCUGAACCCUAACAUUCGAGUGCAGUUCCUACCACCAAAUACUACCUCACUACUGCAGCCAAUGGAUCAAUGCGUCAUUGCCGCCUUCAAGUUAAACUACUUAAAAAGAACAUUCAGUAAGUGUAUUGCAGCAAUAUACAAAGAAGAAGGAGACGGUAAAGAAGUCCUAUCCAAAUUCUGGAAAAGCUACAACAUCUUGGAUUGCAUUAAAACUAUAAGAGAUGCUUGGAAUGACAUAAAGGAAACCACAAUGAAAAGGGCCUGGAAAAAAUUAUGCCCACAGUUAGUUGAUGAUUCAGAAGGCUGUGAAGAUCAUGUAGCUACUGUUACUGAAAAUAUUGUAGAUAUGGCAAGGCAGUUAGAGCUGGAAGUGGAGCCAGAAGAUGUUGCUGAACUGCUUGCGUCCCACACAGAGUCCCUCAGCAAUGAAGAUCUUCUAGAACUUGAAGAGGAGAGAGAAGAAGAUGUGCAGGAUGGGGUUGAGAUCAUUGAUCAUCAGCCUAAAGGUUUAACAACAAAAAUUCUCUUUGAAGCUUUCCGUCAUCUUGAUAGCGCCAUGGCUCUAUUUGAAAAGCAUGAUAGGGAUUUUGAAAGAAGUUCCAAAGUCAAUGCUAACAUCUCAGGGGCUUAUGCCUGUUACAAAGAAAUCUACAGGGAGAAAAAGAGAGCUACACUUCAAACCUCCAUAGAAACAUACUUUUCUAAAAGUCCAUCAGCACGCGGAUCAUCAUCAACUGACAGUCUGUUUCCAGCUCUGACAUCACCACCGUGUCCUGCUCCUAUUGCUACUUGUAGUACACCCAAUUCUCCAGCAAGAAAGCGCCUCAUUUUUGAAGACUUGACUUGUGAAACAGAAGAUACCUGCAUACCUGACAGUCCAUUUCCAGCUCUGACAUCACCAUCAAGUCCUGCUCCUACUCUGAUUUCUUCUUGUAGUACACCCCUUUCGCCAGCAAGAAAGCGUCUCGCCUUUGAAGAUUUGACUAGUGAAACAGAAGAUACCUGUAUGCCUUCACCCUUCCUACCACAAUGAAUUAUCUCAGCUGCUCUGGCCUUGCAACAACAAUGAGAUGGGGUAAGCUUACAAUUUUUAUUUGAAUAUUGUGUUUAUUUUAGUUAUCAAUGCAUUAUUCAUAUCAGUUAUGCUUGUAAAUGACUAUUGCAAUGCAGUGCACACAUUUAGAAGUGAAAAAAGGUAUUGCUUCACUUUAAGUACAUUUUCGCUUUACAUACAUGCCCCGGUCCCAUUGUGUACGUAA